Scleropages formosus (Asian bonytongue) is the source of this 4251-nucleotide messenger RNA. It is a transcript of the gene tmprss15, whose product is annotated as transmembrane serine protease 15. Gene Ontology annotation, molecular function: serine-type endopeptidase activity; protein binding. The transcript is spliced from 25 exons. Lineage: Eukaryota; Metazoa; Chordata; Actinopteri; Osteoglossiformes; Osteoglossidae. Gene Ontology annotation, biological process: proteolysis. Gene Ontology annotation, cellular component: membrane. The record is from RefSeq and is a predicted model, not a curated record. Bases 1 to 4251 code for a protein of 1416 amino acids.
AUGGGCACCAGAGGGCACCGUCUGAGCUCCACUGAGAUCUUCCUCUGCUUGCUGUUCCUCGCCCUGCUGCUCGUCUCCGGAGGACUCCUGGCCACUAGCUGGCUCUCCCUGCAGUCUAACAGCAAUGAGGACCAGGUGGACCUCAGAGGGACGUUGACCAUUCUGAGCGGAGCUGUGUUCACAGAGGAGCUUCUCAACAAGUCGACAGUGCAAUUCAAAGCGCUGGCGUUCGAUGUGGAGAACAUGGUGUAUGACGUGUUUGCUGAGAGCUCCAUAGUUGACCAGUUCAAGGCCUGUAUGGUUAAAGACUUCAGCAGGGGGAGUGUGGUGGUAACCUUUGACCUGGUCUUCUCUGGGACUGUGCAAGUGAAGGAAGUGCAGGAAGAACUGGUGGAUGGGAUCCAAGCUGGAGUGGGCAGCGCCCAUGGCGGACUAGUUAUCGACACUCACAGCAUCCACAUUACAGCCAACAUCUACAUCUCAGCCGCCAUCUACAGUUCAAUCAACAUCUACAGCUCAACCAGUGUCUACAGUUCAUUCAACAUUGACAGGUCAACCAGCAUCUUCAACUCAGCCAACAUCUACAGCUCAGCCAACAUCUACAAUUCAACCAGUGUCUACAGUUCAUUCAACAUCGACAGCUCAACUAGCAUCUUCAACUCAUCCAACCUCUAUUGCUCAGCCAACAUCUGCAGCUCAGCCAACAUCUACAUCUCAGCCGCCAUCUACAGUUCAAUCAGCAUCUACAGCUCAACCAGUGUCUACAGUUCAUUCAACAUUAACAGGUCAACCAGCAUCUUCAACUCAGCCAACAUCUACAGCUCAGCCAACAUCUACAAUUCAACAAGUGUCUACAGUUCAUUCAACAUCGACAGCUCAACUAGCAUCUUCAACUCAUCCAACCUCUAUUGCUCAGCCAACAUCUGCAGUUCAGCCAACAUCUGCAGCUCAGCCAACAUCUACAGUUCAAUCAACAUCUACAGCUCAACUAGCAUCUUCAACUCAUCCAACCUCUAUUGCUCAGCCAACAUCUACAGCUCAACCAACAUCUACAACUCAACCAGUGUCUACAGUUCAAUCAACAUCGACAGCUCAACUAGCACCUUCAACUCAUCCAACCUCUAUUGCUCAGCCAACAUCUACAUCUCAGCCGCCAUCUACAGUUCAAUCAACAUCUACAGCUCAACCAGUGUCUACAGUUCAUUCAACAUUAACAGGUCAACCAGCAUCUUCAACUCAGCCAACAUCUACAGCUCAGCCAACAUCUACAAUUCAACCAGUGUCUACAGUUCAUUCAACAUCGACAGCUCAACUAGCAUCUUCAACUCAUCCAACCUCUAUUGCUCAGCCAACAUCUGCAGUUCAGCCAACAUCUGCAGCUCAGCCAACAUCUACAGUUCAAUCAACAUCUACAGCUCAACCAGUGUCUACAGUUCAUUCAACAUUAUCAGGUCAACCAGCAUCUUCAACUCAGCCAACAUCUACAGCUCAGCCAACAUCUACAAUUCAACCAGUGUCUACAGUUCAUUCAACAUCGACAGCUCAACUAGCAUCUUCAACUCAUCCAACCUCUAUUGCUCAGCCAACAUCUGCAGCUCAGCCAACAUCUACAGUUCAAUCAACAUCUACAGCUCAACUAGCAUCUUCAACUCAUCCAACCUCUAUUGCUCAGCCAACAUCGACAGCUCAGCCAACAUCUACAGUAGCGAAUGCAUUCCCAUAGUGGAGUUCUGUGAUGGAAUGGUUGACUGCCCUGAUGGUGCUGACGAAGAUGAGCAACUCUGUGCCACGGUAUGUGAUGGACGCUUCCUGCUGCUCGGCCCAUCAGGCACCUUCCACUCCAAGAACUUCCCGCUCCCAUAUGAUGAGGACACCAUCUGUCGCUGGGUCAUACGGGUCCAGGAAGGGCUUGUCAUACAGAUAACAUUCAUGUCAUUUGAAACUGAAGAAGACAUAGAUGUUUUAAAGCUCUAUGAAGGAAUAGGAGGCAAGAAGAACCUGACUUACGUGCUAUCAGGGGACUCGGCCAGGAAAGUGCUGCUACUCUCCUCAGAGGUCACUGCUGAGUUCUCUUCCAACUUCAUCAACAACUUUGGUGGGUUCAAUGCCACCUACAGCGUGGAGGACAUCAACACCCUGUCCAAUGAGGAGAAGGUGAACUGCUCCUUUGAGGAGGACCUCUGCUUCUGGAGGCAGAACCAUGAUGAUGAUGGGGACUGGCUGUGGCUCAGCGGUCCCUCCUUCCCACUUUUCACGGGGCCCAGCUUUGACCACACCUUGGGAAACCAGUCAGGGCAUUAUAUUGUCACGCCGGGAAGCCCUUUCCAACGGGAGAGGAGUUUCAGAAUCCACAGCCUCCCACUGGCUCAUGCAAGCGAGUCCAUGUGCCUCAGUUUUUGGUACCACAUGUAUGGCGAGGAUGUGUGGGGCCUCCGGGUGCUAGCAGAGAGAACGACGGGUGUCACGGUGAUCUUCCAGAAAGAAGGCAACUAUGGAGACCAGUGGAACUAUGGAGAGACGACUCUGAACCACACGGCAGGAGUGAGGGUGGUGUUUGAAGCCCGGAAGAAGGGGGGCGUGAAGAAUGACAUUGCCCUGGAUGAUAUCGGCCUGGAAAGAGGCCCCUGUGUGGGGGGAGUCCACCCAGAGCCCACCCUCAUCCCUGGGCCCACCACCCCACCUAUUCUUCCACGUGACUGCGGGGGGCCCUUCGAGCUCUGGGAGCCAAACAGCACUUUCAGCUCUCCUCACUAUCCUAGUGCCUAUAGCAACGACAUCUCCUGUGUGUGGACUCUGCAUGCGGCUAAAGGGAAGAACAUCCAGCUACAUUUUCUGGACUUUGAUGUAGAGGCGACGUUUGACACGGUGGAGGUGCGGGACGGAGUGGGAGAGGGGUCCACUCUGCUGGGUGUCUUCACUGGCAGUAACCUGUUGAUUGAGGACCUGUUCUCGACGACCAAUGAGAUGACGGUGCUGCUGCUGACAGAUGACUCCGGAUACAGACGUGGCUUCCGUGCCAACUUCUCCUCUGGCUUUGGGCUUGGCCAGCCAGAACCUUGUGCAGCAGGGCUAUUCCAGUGUCUCUCCGGCAGCUGUGUCGCCAACACCAGCCUGUGCAACGGUCACCCAGACUGUGCUGAUGCCUCCGAUGAAGCUGAAUGUGUGCACCUCCUUCCUAGGCCUGGGAGCAGCACCGGGGAAGUGCAGUUGCAGGUGCGAGGCUCCUGGCACAGCGUGUGUUCAGAGAAUUGGAUCCCAGAGCUCUCUAGCUUCCUCUGUGGCUACCUGGGCUACCGAGCAGCAAACACCUCCACGGUACCUGUGUCUGAGGAAGAGGAAGACUCUUUCAUCACUGUUAUCCAAAGCGAGAACGGCACUCUUCAUUUCACCACAAGUAAUAAUUGUUCUGGUGGUGAAGUCAUAUCUAUAGAGUGUAACAACAGCCCAUGUGGCAUUCGAAUGACCUCAGAGGAGACAAGAGUGAGAGGAGCAGAAGAGGGAGAAAUCCAGGAUAACGUCCGAAUAGUGGGUGGAUCAGAUGUGCAGGAAGGAGCGUGGCCAUGGGUGGUUUCCCUGCACUGGAAAGGCCAGCAUGUGUGUGGAGCUUCACUGAUCGGCAGGGAGUGGCUGCUUACUGCUGCACACUGCCUCUAUGGGAAGAACCUGCACCUCUCCUGGUGGACAGCUGUCGUAGGUCUGCACUCGCAGUCUGGAGUCAACUCCCCGCAUGUGCAGAAGGUUCAGGUCGACCGCAUCGUCUUCAACAAGCAUUACAACAAGAGGACUAAAGACAGUGAUGUUGCCAUGAUGCACCUGGUGAAAAAGCUCAACUUCACAGACUUUGUGCAGCCGAUCUGCUUGCCAAAGAGUGGGCAGCACUUUGUCGAGGGAACGAGGUGCUUCAUUGCCGGCUGGGGAAGACUGUAUGAGGAAGGCCCUCAACCUGAAGUCCUCCAGCAGGCCAGCCUCCCUCUCAUUGGCCGUUCCCAGUGCCAGAGUCUCCUCCCCGAGUACAACAUCACAACCAGGAUGGUGUGUGCUGGACUCCCUCAGGGGGGUGUGGACUCCUGCCAAGGAGAUUCUGGAGGUCCCCUCAUGUGUUACCAUGGAAACAGCUGGCUACUGGUGGGUGUGACCUCCUUUGGAGUGGGCUGCGGGCAACCCCAGCGGCCUGGCGUCUAUGCCCUGGUCUCCCAGUUUGUGGACUGGGUGGCUGAGACCCGACGCUCUGUGAGCAGAGAUGUCAGAUAG